Messenger RNA from Arachis ipaensis, 870 nucleotides. Lineage: Eukaryota; Viridiplantae; Streptophyta; Magnoliopsida; Fabales; Fabaceae. The record is from RefSeq and is a predicted model, not a curated record.
AUGACCGAAGCACCAACAUACAAGAGUUUUGUACGGGAUGUGGAAGUAGACUUUAGCCCGAAGACCAUUAUGAAGGUCUUAGGACUAAGGCCAGCAUAUUUUGAUGAGCCAGGGUACCAACAAAGAAUAAACGAGAACCCAGAUUAUGAUGAAAUCUCUAGUGAUAUCUGUGUGAUUAAUACUGACUGGGAGAGAGACAAUGAAGGAGGGCACAAGUACCUAAAAAGGGGAGAUCUCACUCCUGAAGCAAAGUGUUGGUAUGAACAUAUAAAGAAAUCAAUUCUGGGCACAGUAAACACCUCAAAAGUUAACAAGCAAAGGGCUGUCAUGCUACACUGUAUAAUAGUGGGAGGAGAUGUAAAGGUUCAUGAGAUCAUUGCAAAUGAUAUUCAAAAGAUCUUAGAGAAAAAUUCUGCUGAAUCCUGGCUAUAUUACCCCAGCACUAUCAUGCGAUUAUGCAUGAAGGCCAGAGUGCUACUGGAGGAUACAAACCCAACCUGGCUGCAUCCAGGCAUGCCUAUGAACCUCGAAAGGAUGAUGAAUGUCACGGAGGCACAACAAAGUCAAAGACCACACAUGAGGAGAAGGAGAGAAGAACCACAGGAGGAAGAAGAACAACAAGAAGAACAAGAAGAGGAGCAACAAUUCCAACCACAAAACAACAUGGACAUGGGGCUGAUGCAAGAAGCAAUUGAAAAGCUAUCCGAACAGUACAUGAGAGUUCAAGAGAAGCAAGAAGAAUUCCAUUCACAGUACAUGAGAGCUCAACAAAGACAAGAGGAGCUUCAGUUGAGAAUGAUGAGUCAACUGAGAGAUUAUGAGUCAAGAUCUUUAGUUAUGCAAAGGGAACAAGCUUCACAAUUUCAAUGA